AUGCAUAAUCAUUCCUUUUUUUUGCCUUUAACGAUUCUAAACCCCUUAUUCAUAAUGACAUCUGUUCGAAUUAUAUUAUGGUUUCUAUUAUCAUCAUCUAUUCUUCCUUUGAUUGUGACAUCUAAUUCUACCAAAAUAUCUCGUAUACAGGAUUUAUCAUUUUUCCAACAAAUUCAAGAAUUUGCAAAAUGGGAAGAGGAGAAUUUAUUUAAACCAAAAUCAUUAAGUUUUCCUACAUCAAAUACUACAAACAAUACAACAAGAGAUGUAUCAACAUUUCAUUCAAAUAUAACUAAUAGAACAUUUGUUUUACCAAUAGUUAAUCAAUAUUUCAAUAAGUCUUCUAAAUUGUUAAAUAUUUCUUUCUUUGCACAAGGGAAAGGAAAAUCUAAAAAACCAAAUUGGACAGUUACAUCUGGAUUUUUUGCCGAUAAAGAAGUUGAAGAUGAUGGUCGAGAAGAAGAAUGUUGUUUUCCAAUUAGAGAAAUUCCUGUUGCCAAACCACCACCAAGACCCAAAGCACCAAAACCAAAACCAAAAAUGAAAUAUAAUCCACCUCCAGAAUAUUGGCCACAACCUGGUACUUGGUCAGAUAGUUCAAGUAGUGAUGAUAAUGAUGAAGAAAGUAGUAGUUGGAGUGAUGGAAGUUUAAGUGAUGAAAGUUGUAGUGAUGAUGAUGGUGGUGGUGGAAAUAAGUUAUGGUUUUUGGGAUUUAAUGCACCACCUGUUGAAAAGCGAGUUUCUAUUAUUCCAAGUUCAAAAUUAGUUACUAGAGUAAGUGAUGAGUUUCAUAAUUUAUAUAUUGAUCCUCAAAUGAAACAAUAUGAAAAGAGAAAUUACAUGGAAGAAUAUCAAGGUUUUGAUGAAGAUCUGGAUACUAAUAAUGAAAUUAGUUAUGGGGAUCUAUAUGAAUCAAGUUCCAAUAAUAUUAUUGGACUUGGGAGAAAGUGGACUCUAUUUUUAUUUUCUUUGUUGUAA
Molecule: messenger RNA, 978 nt
Organism: Candida tropicalis MYA-3404
Lineage: Eukaryota; Fungi; Ascomycota; Pichiomycetes; Serinales; Debaryomycetaceae
Exons: 1
Coding region: 1-978 (325 amino acids)
Source: RefSeq, a predicted model, not a curated record